UAAAAAUUACAAUUAAUUCCAUUUCUCUUCUGUGACGGUAACAGCAUUAGUGCUUGCAAAGAAAACAAAAUGAAAAUAUUAGUGUUUUAUCUUUGGUUUCAUUUUUAUUGGAGCUGUUUUGCAAAAUUGGACACAGAAUGGUGGACACACACAAUAAUUUACGAAAUGAUUCCCCACACUUUUAAAGACAGCGAUGGAGAUGGGAUUGGUGACUUUAAAGGAAUCACAUCAAAACUUGAUCACUUUGUCGACCUGGGCAUAGAAACGAUCCAUAUGACACCGAUGUUUGAAACAACAGCAAGAGACAUGGGAUAUGACAUAACAGAUUACUAUAAAGUUGAUCAUAGGCUUGGUACAAUGAGCGAUUUGGAAGAACUCAUUAGGGAAAUGAAUAAAAGAAAUAUGAAGUUGCUGCUAGAUUUGGUAAUCAAUCACAGCGGUCAUAAACACGAAUGGUUCCAAAAAUCCAUCGAUCGAAUCGAUCCAUACACUGAUUAUUAUAUGUGGAAAGAUUCCAAAGGCUUUGAUAACGAAACUAACAAAGAAAUACCACCAAAUAACUGGGUUGGUCUAUUUCGUGGUAUUCCUGGUUCUGGUUGGGCAUGGAAUGAAAAAAGAAAACAAUUUUAUUUCCAUCAAUUCUUGCCGGAGCAACCUGAUUUUGAUCUUAGGAAUGAAAUUUUGAAGAAGGAAUUAUGGAAAAUGAUUGAGUUUUGGCUCAACAAAGGUGUAGCUGGGUUCAGACUUGAUGCUACUCCAUUUUUCUUUGAAGAUAAAGAAUUUAGGGAUGAUGAUCCUUGGCGCCAGUAUUGCCAACCUGAAGUUUUCGAAUUUAUACACGAAUUCCGGACGUAUUUGGACAAAUAUAAUCAGGAGCAUGGUGGUUUUGAAAGGAUUUUUAUUGCUGAAGCACAUACCUCAGAUGACGAUGUGAUCAAAUACUAUGACAGAGAGGAUUAUCCAGUCACACAUUUCCCGUAUAUGUUUCUACUAGAAUAUUUCGAUAAGCCAUUGAAUGCACAAAUGUUGUAUUUUUAUCUUUUCUUUUGGAUGAUGGCCCUACCGAAAGGAAAGGUAUCAGCUUGGAUGACUCAAGAUCACGAUGGUUCGAGAGUAGGAUCGCGAAUUGUACCAGAAUAUGGUGAUAUUUUCACAAUGAUAUCAAUGAUGCUACCUGGAACGGUAGGAGUGUAUUAUGGACAAGAGAUUGCUAUGAUUGAUGGUUUUGUCAGCAAGGAGCAAAUCAAGGAUUUCUCAGGUGAAGGUGCCAGAGAUCCUUGCAGACUCACAAUGCAGUGGGAUGAUUCCAUUAAUGCUGGAUUUUCAACCAACAUUACAACGACGUAUCUACCGGUAAAUUCUGAUUACUUUCAAAAAAAUGUUGAAAUACAAAAAAUACAGCCAGUCAGUCAUUACAACUUAUUUAAGGAUUUAUCAACGUUAAGGCGAACGAACACUUUUAAAUAUGGAAAAUUUAAAAAUUAUGCUCAUUCUGGAAAUGUAUACAGUUUAACUAGAUCAUAUGAAGGCCACGUGUUAACAGUAGUAGCCAAUCUUCAUCAUACCUCGUCUCGAGUAAAUUUAACCGAAAUAUUGAAAAACCACCCCGAUGAGAUUACCAUAGCUGCAGCUUCUGUAAACUCGGGAUAUAUAAAAGGAUUUAAUGUAGGACAGGAUUCGCGGGAAGAAUUUUACAUGAGACCACUAACAAGCUUGGUAUUGGAAACGUAUCAACCUCACACCGAAGAUGAAGACAGCACUAGCAACCCUUUCUUUUAGAAUGAUUAGUGAUUACUUUAUUGAAUUCAGACAUUAGGGGCAUUUGUGUUGAAAAAUGCCAAUUUUUUUACUAAACUGUGUGUAUGAAAUGAAAAAUAAAAUCUUUGAUUCUCCUCAAA
Planococcus citri (citrus mealybug) is the source of this 1898-nucleotide messenger RNA. Its product is annotated as maltase 1-like. Lineage: Eukaryota; Metazoa; Arthropoda; Insecta; Hemiptera; Pseudococcidae. Gene Ontology annotation, biological process: carbohydrate metabolic process. The transcript is spliced from 10 exons. The record is from RefSeq and is a predicted model, not a curated record. The coding region runs from base 70 to 1779 and encodes 569 amino acids.